Ectocarpus sp. CCAP 1310/34 is the source of this 666-nucleotide messenger RNA. NCBI's taxonomy places the organism in Eukaryota, Phaeophyceae, Ectocarpales, Ectocarpaceae. The record is from the annotation of a GenBank genome assembly.
GGCGUGCAUGUAGCAACCCGGGGACAAUAAUUUAGGCCCCUUUUCCGCCCCACUUUCAUCACGCUCGCAUACGACAACCGGGGCGGAGCCCGCUGUCGUACUCGCAGGGCAGGACCACACCAUCACAAGGGAGGUUUUUUGCCAGGACAGCGCGGGAUUUAUUCACGGCUGAAUUGAUGCCUUUAACGCGGGGGAAAGAUACGGGGGAUUCGAGGAAACGAGCGCAUGCCACGUCCAGCUCGAGCCAUGUUCCGGUUGAGAGCAGUCGCGUCGCUCCGAGACAACGGGGACGAUGGGAACUUCGGCCGGUCGGACUACGCGCGCAAGAACGGCCUCGACAAGAUGGUGGGCUACAUCAGAUCGGCCGACGACUCGAAACUAGAAGAACUCAUGGACAUCCUGCGGUUUUUCGACGAGUGGCGGGCCUCGCUGGAGGCUAGACCGACGCUGGGCGGCCGCGCCUGGAAGGCGUACUUCAUCACCGACCACUCGUGGACCGACAUCCGGGUGUGCAUCCUCGGCACCGUGUAUGUGUCGAUACCUGUUCGAGAGAGACUCGAGGUCCAAGAUCUCCCCGUUGAGCGAUGUUCCCCACUUCAUCAACCUUCGCUAUAUAGGCCAGGUAUUACGUGCAAACAAGCUAGGCCGGCCCGAGAUGCGGCAUAG